CACGUUCACGGCCAAACCUAUCUUCAACUUUCUACCCUAAUUUUCGUGGAUUUUCCAGCUCCUUCUUGAGAAGGUAGAUUAACAGUCACAGAGAACCAGGGGAGAUUCGAAGCAGGGACUUCCAGAUCAUGUCCGGUAUGUACGGCCAAAACGGUGAUUCCGCCGCUCCGCCUUACCAAGGCGGUGGUGGUGGAUACGGCGGCGGAGGAUAUGGAGGUGGAGGUGGAGGUGGAGGAGGCGGAUACGGAGGUCAUGGCGGCGGAGGUCGUGGCGGUAGAGGUGGUGGUGGUGGAGGAGGAUACGGAGCGAAGUCUGAUUUGAUGUGGUCAUUAGGAGGCGGCGGCGGUGGCGGCGGUUAUCCAGGAGGAGGAGAUCGUGGUGGCAGAGGUGGCGCCGGCGGCAGAGGAGGUGGUCGAGGUGGAGGUAGUGGCAGAGAUGGUGAUUGGCUUUGCCCUAAUCCUGGUUGUGGGAACUUGAACUUUGCAAGAAGAACUGAGUGCAAUAAGUGCAACACGCCUUCUCCCGCUGGUGCCAACAAUGAUCGCGGUGGUGGAGGUGGGAAUGGUUAUAACAGAGGGGGUGGGUAUUCUGGUAAUCGAGGGAGUGGCAGAGAUGAUGGCAAUAGAGGUGGAAGUUACAGCAGUGGUGGUAGAAGUGGGGGUUAUGAGAGUAGAAGUGGAGGCGGCAGCGGCAGUAGAGGUGGGUCUUAUGGUGGUAGAGGAGAUGAUGAUGGAUAUAAUCAGGUGCCGCCACCUGCAGCAGCUCCAACUUAUGGUAGUGGUGGAGGUAAUUAUCCUCAACCUCCCAACUCAUAUGGAGGGAAUGCUAAUUAUGGUGGUGCCAAUGCAGUUGCGCCACCUACAAGCUAUACUGGUGGUCCUACAUCAUACCCUCCGUCUUAUGGUGCUCCUCCUGUGGCUGGCUAUGGCGGUGAAGCUACUGGUGAUACAAGAGGCGGUGGUCGUGGUGGCCCUCCAGGUGGGUAUGGUAGCAGUGGUGGAUCAAGGAAUCAAGGAGGAAGUGGUGGUUAUGGUGGUAAUGGUGCUAGUGCUGAUGCAGCUCCAUCAAUUAAGCAAUGUGAUGAGAAUUGUGGCGACAACUGCGACAACUCUAGAAUUUACAUAUCUAAUUUGCCUGCUGAUGUGACGGUUGAAGAAUUGAAAGAGCUGUUCGGUGGAAUUGGACAAGUUGGAAGGAUUAAGCAGAAGAGGGGCUACAAGGAUCAAUGGCCUUGGAACAUAAAGAUAUAUACUGAUGAAAAGGGCACCCAGAAAGGCGAUGCAGUUUUGUCUUAUGAGGAUCCAUCUGCUGCACAUUCUGCUGGUGGCUUCUACAACAAUUACGAGAUGAGAGGUAAAAAAAUUAGUGUUGUCAUGGCAGAGAAGACAGCUUUGAGGCAACCUGAGCACGGUGGAGGCGGAAGAGGUGGUGGUGGAUAUGGUGGGCGGAGGGAUAACUACAGAGACGGUUCUGGGCCCGACAGGCAUCAGCAUGGAGGGAACCGUUCACGCCCGUACUAAGGACUCUGCUCUCUGUUAUGCGGUUAUUUUGUACUCUAGGAAUUGUGUCUGAGGGUGUUUUACUAUGUUCCAUUACCUUGAGGGGUUGUUCUUAACUGGAGGGAGACUAAGAGGUAGGUUGUUCACAGAGCAAUACCCCUUUCUCUCCUUUCCUGUUUACUGUAGACUUGAUCGUUCCCCCCUAUGCACACAAUUGAUUCAGCUUGUGUGAAUUGUCUUUUCUUUAUAGACGCAAGUGGAUAGAAACUCCGAAUUGCUUGCUUGCUGCUUAAGGUAGGUUGGUUGUAUUCAGGUGAGUAAUCAGCUUCUUUUGCCGUCGUGCAUUAGUCCCAAGUUAUAUUGCAUGCCUGAAAAUGGUCCGAGGAUAAUACACUAGCUGGUGUGGGAUUCUUUCCAACAGUCGUGUUUUCGCGCAGGAUAUGGGUGGGUGCUACUAUGUUGUUUGAAACAAACUUUUGUAUGCCUUUGCUCUGAACAAGCAGAUGUGAAGCAGCACGGCAAUUAAUUACAUUGAUGUAUGGGGGCUCUUUUGGUGAUCUUUUCAGAAGAAUUUGACUAUUAGGGUGUGUGUGGAGUAUUACAUGUUUCUUGGAUUCGUAUGAAUGAUCUGCCAUUGCCUCUUGGAUGUGGAAUUGGAUGUGAAGAGUUCGCUGGUGAUCGACGACUCGUUUGUUGGGUUUCUUGAUAUCUCCUGCAAAACGGAUCAAGAGCUAGCUAGCACCUUCCUCUGCAAAGAGUGACAGUAGUCGAAUGCUAGAUGAUUUCUUCAUGGAGCAGCACCUAAAUUCGUGACAACCAGCUAGGUUCUCAGUGUAGGGAUUGGAGCUCUUGAUUGUGAAUUUUGGUACAUCAAUUUUAGUGGGUUUUAACUUUUAAGAACAUGAAUGAGAGAAACUAUAUGAACAUCCGACACUUAUGUAAUGGUCGGAAAUUGAAAGCCGUGUUUCUCCGUGACGCUUGUUCAUCAUUUUUGUUUGUGCUGUGGACAACAUUUUGAUCAGUCAAGGGAUUUUGCUUGGU
Molecule: messenger RNA, 2540 nt
Organism: Linum tenue
Lineage: Eukaryota; Viridiplantae; Streptophyta; Magnoliopsida; Malpighiales; Linaceae
Source: the annotation of a GenBank genome assembly